Camellia sinensis is the source of this 1210-nucleotide messenger RNA. RefSeq lists its product as uncharacterized. Lineage: Eukaryota; Viridiplantae; Streptophyta; Magnoliopsida; Ericales; Theaceae. The record is from RefSeq and is a predicted model, not a curated record.
ACCCCAAAAUCUCUCUCUCUCUCUCCAUAACAGCAACUUCAAGCUCCUAGAGCUCACUUCACUCAAAAAAAUGAUUCAGGCCCUGAAUCCUCACUCCACAUCCAAAACAGCUGAAAUAAUGUCUAGAUACAGACCCAUUGCUCCAAGGCCAGACACUUCCACAAACCCCAUCUCUGAUGAUACAUCAUCUUUAUCCCAAAAGAUCCAAAACUCUCCUUACCUCCGCAAAGUAUGGCCUCAUUUGCAGGCCAGACCGACCCGAACCCGGAAGAGAGGACGAACAUCGCUCGCUCCUCCAGCCAUCAAGCGACCAAAGACCCAACAUCUCUUCACCCUUUCUCCUCCUCCACCUCCCCAAAACUCAUCCAUGCAUGGCUUUUCUUCCCAUGCCCUCCAAUUCAAUAUCCUUCCUCAAUCUUCUUCAAGCUUGGUCACUCUUCCUCUCCGCCCAGAAAUAGAUUUAAACAGGGUGGUUGAUGAUGUACCAGAAGAGACGGAUUUCCUACAGCAGUUUCAACCAGCAGGAGGACCCAUCCGCGUCAUAACACCGCAGCCGGUUCGCCCAGUUGGCUCGAGCAUAACCGUCGGAUCCAUAAACAAAGACGCAGACCUAAACCCGGGUGCUCGAGUUCCAAAGAAACGAGAGGAGGUUGAGGAAGAGGUUGAGUCCGAGGCCUUGCCGGCUGUUGUGUCAGACUCGAACAACAAAGUGAGGCUGGCGAACUCGGCUUAUAAGGAGAUGGUGGGUCAACCAGAGUGUUCGUGGCUUGAUUCUAUGGUUGUUGCAUGCGAGGGAAGGCACGGAGGCAGUGCAUGCAAGAGGAUCUGUGGGGAGGUCGUGCUUCGAUUCUCGGAGACAAGUAGUGUCCCUGUGUCGUCUUCGCCGAAUGGGUUUUCUUGCUCGGCGAAAAUAGAGUGGGGAAGCAAUGGGAAGAAGAACAGCAGCUCAGUCCAUGCUUUCUGUGAUGUUAUGAGGUUAUGUUGUGAGUCGAAGGACUACCACUUUGCUUGGAGGUUCCAUACUACCAGAGAGGCUUCUCAGUCUGGAUCAAACGCUUGAAGUCGCUAAUUUACAUCUAAUAUAAUAUAAAUAUAUUAUAUAUAUACAUAUCUUUUUGGUAAGUAGUCAGUAACUUAGAAGUUAGAAGUUGCUAUUGUACAUAAUCAUACCAAUAAUGAAGAAGAGAACUUUUGCUAGCCUCUUAAUGGU